AAAAAAACAAAAUGCAAAUCAAGCAACGAACCUUCAUCAUCACCGGCGGCGCCUCCGGCCUCGGCCUCGCAACAUCCAUUGACCUCUACUCUCAAGGCGGCCACAUUGCCAUUCUCGAUCUCAACCCCGAAUCCGGCGCAGCAGCAAUCCAACAACUCCUCUCCUCUUCUUCCUCCAGCAGCUCCAGCGACGACAAAAGCAAUAGUCCACGCGCCAAAUUCUUCUCCGUAGACGUCACCGACACCUCCUCUCUCCAAUCCGCCAUCGACUCAGCCGCCACAUGGGCCCAAUCCCAACACGCUCCCUUGGGCGGUCUCAUCCCCGCCGCAGGAGUCGGUAAUCCCGCGAAAUUAUUAGAUAAAAAUCUCAAUCCCAUUCCCAUGGAUACUAUAGAUUUUGUCAUUGAUGUCAAUCUCCGAGGUGUUCUCAAUACCAUUCGUCUCACUUUACCGCAUCUUGCGCGCAAUGAACCUUGGGGUCCCGAUGGGGAACGAGGAGUCAUUGUGAUGGUUUCGUCUUCGUCGGCGUUUGAGGGACAGAUUGGUCAGUUGUCGUAUGCGGCGACCAAAGGCGCCAUUCGGAGUAUGACGUUGGUGUUGGCGAGGGAUUUGGCUGGGAAUGGAAUUCGAGCGGUUUCCGUCGCGCCGUCGUUGUUUGAGACGAAUAUGUCAAAGAUGUUGCCCGAGAAGGUUCAGCUUGCGUUGAGGAGGCAGGCCGAGUGGCCGAAGAGGUUGGGGAGGGCAGAGGAGUUUGCCGGGUUUGUGAGGUGUGUGAUUGAGAAUGGAUAUAUGAAUGGGGAGUGUUAUCGGUUGGAUGCUGCGACGAGGAUGACGGCGAGGAUGUAGAGAAUUGGGUUUUUGUCAUGAUGGGCGUUUUUGGUCUUUUUUUUUUGCUGCCUUGGGUGACAAACAGACUUACUGAGGAAUGAAAAUAACAGAUUUGUAGAGAAAACAGAUGCUUUCGCUGCUCUAGCUAAGCAAAAUCAAGAGAUGUCAAG
Messenger RNA from Sphaerulina musiva SO2202, 997 nucleotides. Its product is annotated as NAD(P)-binding protein. The record is from RefSeq and is a predicted model, not a curated record. The coding region runs from base 12 to 845 and encodes 277 amino acids. Gene Ontology annotation, molecular function: oxidoreductase activity. Lineage: Eukaryota; Fungi; Ascomycota; Dothideomycetes; Mycosphaerellales; Mycosphaerellaceae. The transcript has a single exon.